Zea mays is the source of this 2075-nucleotide messenger RNA. Its product is annotated as sesquiterpene cyclase 1. Lineage: Eukaryota; Viridiplantae; Streptophyta; Magnoliopsida; Poales; Poaceae. The transcript has 7 exons. The record is from RefSeq and is marked validated. Gene Ontology annotation, molecular function: terpene synthase activity; magnesium ion binding. Gene Ontology annotation, biological process: diterpenoid biosynthetic process. Bases 57 to 1988 code for a protein of 643 amino acids.
CUCUGAAUUCUGAAAACAGUUUCGGCUUGCUGGUGCCAUUGCGGUUGCGGCGCCAGAUGGUAGCAGCAGCCAGCACCACCCAAGCACACUGGCAAAUGACAGGCAGCAGCUACGCCUGCACGUGCACGGCCUUCCGCUCCAUCAGCACGAAGCUAGCAGCACGGUCCAGCGCUGGCCGCCGCAGCCGUGGCCGCCGUUCUGCCGUUGACCCCUCUGCUGGAGGGCCGCCGCUGCCGCCGCCACCAGUUGUCAUCGCCGGCGCCGUGGCGUCGCCCGGCAAGCGAAUGCCGCCGUCACCAAUUGGUUGCACCAGCAGGGCCGCCACCGCUAGUAGUAGUAGGCAGGCGAAAGAGGACGAUGGCGCGAGCAGAAACGUCUCAGGCUUUGAGCCAUCCAUCUGGGGCGAUUUCUUCCUCACCUACUCCAGCCCUCUGGCCACGUCGUCCCUUCACAAGGCAUGGAUGGUACAUCGAGCAGAGCAGCUGAAGGAAGAAGUGGCAGCAAAACUGGUAGCAGCUUCCAGCGCCUGUAGCCUGCACCGUAGGAUUCAUCUCAUCCACGUCUUGGAGCGUCUCUGUCUGGAUCAUCUCUUCGAGGACGAGAUCAGCGACAUGCUAGCUCGAAUGAACGACGUCGAUGUCAGUGGCUGCGACCUUCAAACGGUGGCCAUGUGGUUCUAUCUUCUCCGAAAGCACGGAUACAGUGUCUCGUCAGAUGUCUUUGCCGAGUUCAGAGACGAACAGGGGGGUGGUUUUACAGCAAACAGUGCAAGGGAUCUGCUGAGCCUUCACUGCGCUGCUUGUCUCGCGACGCGUGGAGAGACGAUACUUGACGAGGCCAUUUCCUUCACAGCCAAGAGUUUAAAAUCAACAGCGCCGUAUACGGGAGCAGCGUCGUUAGCAUGUGAAAUAAAGCGUGCGCUCGAGAUCCCCCUCCCAAGACGUGUGAGAAUUUACGAGGCUAAAUCUCGUAUAGCUGAAUAUGGAAGAGAGGCUGAGGCUGAUGAACUGGUAAUGGAGCUAGCAAAGCUCAACUAUAAUCUCGUGCAACUCCAGUAUCAACAAGAGCUGAAGAUCAUAACAAGGUGGUGGAAUGGUCUAGAGCUUCAGUCAAGGCUAUCGUUCGCUCGAGACAGAGUUGUGGAGUGCUACUUCUGGAUCGUGGGAGUAUAUUUUGAGCCAAGCUACUCUCGAGCUCGAAUAAUACUAACAAAAGUCAUCGCCAUCGUGUCCCUAUUGGACGACACUUAUGAUGUCUAUGGAACUCCACAGGAGUGCGAGUUAUUUACCGAGUGUAUAGAAAGCUGGGACCCUGCAGUUGCUGGAGGUCUUCCAGAGAACAUGAAGUUCAUUUUUGGAAAAAUUUUGGAUACUUACCAAAGCAUUGAGGAAGAGUUAGCGCCGGAAGAGAAAUACCGCAUGCCCUACAUAAAAAAUUUUAUUAUAGAUCUAGUAAGAGCAUACAACAAGGAGGUAAGAUGGCGCGAACAAGGGUAUGUGCCUGCAACCGUUGAGGAGCACCUGCAGGUUUCAGCAAGAAGUGGCGCUUGUCACCUCUUGUCGUGCGCAUCAUUUGUUGGAAUGGGAGAUGUUGCAGGUGAAGAAGCUUUCGAAUGGGUGUGCAGUGUGCCUAAACUAGUGCAGGCGCUCUGCAUCAUUCUCAGACUUUCCGAUGAUCUCAAGUCAUAUGAGCGAGAGAAAAUGGCCCCGCAUGUUGCCUCGACAAUAGAAAGCUGCAUGAGAGAGCACGAGGUCCCGCUCGAAGUGGCUCGCGUGAAGAUACAGGAAAUGAUAGAUGAAACAUGGAAAGAUUUCAACGAGGAGUGGCUGAACAUGAACAAGCACCAGCCGGCGGAGCUGCUCGAGAGGAUCUUCAACCUGACAAGAACAAUGGUGUAUAUGUACAAGAAUGAUGACGCGUACACAAAUUGCCAUGUCAUCAAAGACACCAUAAACUCGUUGUUUGUGGAGCCUGUUUCCAUAGCCUAAGACGUUCGUUAAAUAGUUGUGAUGCCCCAUGCAUGGUUGUGUGUAACACCAUAAAAGCCAUCAAUUAAAAUAAUAAAUUUAGAUAUU